AUGAAGGAUGAAGCGGGCAGGCCGUUUAUCAUUGUCAGAGACCAAGGCAAGAAGCAGAGGCAACACGGCAACGAUGCGGUCAAGUCCCACAUUCUGGCGGCCAAGACGGUCGCGAACCUUGUCAAGAGCUCUCUGGGACCACGAGGACUGGACAAGAUCUUGAUUUCGCCCGACGGAGAUAUCACGGUCACAAACGAUGGCGCUACCAUUCUCUCCCAGAUGGAAAUCUCCAACCACGUCGCGAAGCUGCUAGUCGAACUGUCCAAGUCACAAGACGAGGAGAUUGGUGACGGAACCACUGGUGUCGUAGUUUUGGCGGGCGCACUCCUCGAGCAGGCAGCGGACCUCAUCGACAAGGGCAUCCACCCCAUCAGGAUAGCGGACGGUUACGACCAGGCUUGCGAGGUUGCUGUGGCCAAGCUGGACGAGGUCAGCGACGAGAUCAACUUCUCCAAGGACAACACGGAAGAGCUGUUCAGGGUUGCAAAGACGAGUCUGGGCAGCAAGAUCGUCUCCAAGGCGCACGACCAGUUCGCCAACAUCGCCGUAGAUGCUGUGCUUUCGGUCGCAGAUCUGGAGCGGAAAGACGUCGAUUUCGAGCUCAUCAAGGUUGACGGCAAGGUCGGUGGAUCGCUCGAGGACACAUUACUUGUCAAGGGUGUCAUAAUAGACAAGGACUUUUCGCAUCCCCAGAUGCCCUCGGAGGUCAAGGAUGCCAAACUCGCCAUCCUUACAUGUGCGUUCGAGCCACCGAAGCCCAAGACCAAGCACAAGUUGGACAUCACCAGCGUGGAGGAGUUCAAGAAGCUACAAAACUACGAGUCGAACAAGUUCACCGAGAUGAUUGAGCAGAUUAAGAACACGGGCGCCAACGUAGUAAUAUGCCAAUGGGGCUUCGACGACGAGGCCAACCACCUUCUUCUCACAAACAAGCUGCCCGCUGUACGGUGGGUAGGAGGCCCAGAGAUCGAGUUGAUCGCCAUCGCCACCAACGGACGCAUUGUACCGCGUUUCGAGGACCUAAGCGCAGAGAAACUCGGAAGCGCGGGUAUCGUUCGGGAACUAACGUUCGGAACUACACGAGACAAGAUGCUGGUCAUCGAGGAGUGUGCAAACACAAGAGCUGUCACAGUCUUUGUCCGAGGCAGCAACAAGAUGAUCAUCGACGAGGCCAAGCGGUCGCUACACGAUGCUCUCUGUGUCGUCCGAAACCUAGUGCGAGACAACCGUAUCGUGUACGGUGGAGGUGCUGCAGAAGUAGCAUGCUCGCUCGCAGUUGAGGACGCGGCAGUCAAGAGCCCUGGUAUUGAGCAAUACGCGAUGCGCGCUUUCGCAGAUGCCCUUGACGCCGUUCCCAUGGCGCUGGCUGAGAACUCCGGCCUCAGCCCCAUCGAAACCCUCGCCAACAUCAAAUCCCGACAAGCCAAGGAGAAGAACUCCAGAUUAGGUGUCGACUGCAUGCAGACGGGAAGUAACGAUCAACAACGUGAUCAUAGCUGGAAAUGA
Alternaria atra is the source of this 1506-nucleotide messenger RNA. RefSeq lists its product as uncharacterized. The transcript is spliced from 5 exons. Gene Ontology annotation, biological process: protein folding. Gene Ontology annotation, molecular function: ATP binding; ATP-dependent protein folding chaperone; ATP hydrolysis activity. Gene Ontology annotation, cellular component: chaperonin-containing T-complex. The coding region runs from base 1 to 1506 and encodes 501 amino acids. Lineage: Eukaryota; Fungi; Ascomycota; Dothideomycetes; Pleosporales; Pleosporaceae. The record is from RefSeq and is a predicted model, not a curated record.